AAAUAAGUGUGCUUCAGCUGCAGUAUUCAUCAAACUCCCGAUUAAACAUCUACAACAAACCCAGAACUCAACCCGACUUCCUUGUGCUCACAAAAACAGCACUGUUCUGCUUUGAGAGAUGUAACCUGAAACUGCAAACUCCACAUUUGGGCACUUGCUGACACUUUGCCAGCACUGAAGCACGAGGUUGUGCUGCCCAACUGGCCGGGGUUACUUAACACUGCUGGCAGCUCCGGAGCUGGGACGUAACUUUGGUUACACAGCUCUGGUUUUCCCUUCCCUGUGUGUGAGAGGACUUCAAAUUCGCUGCUGGGCCCACAAGGCAGCGAGCUGGGAACGUUUCAGUGCAGCUCUGCCUGAGCCUGCGGGGCUGCGACAGGCAGCAGAACCAGAUUUGCUUCAUUUGGAUUCCCUGCCCGCGAUGGAGCUCACCAUCCUCUUCCUCCGCGCCUGCCUGGCGCUGCUGGCCAUGCCCAUCUACCUGCUGUCCUUCCUGGGCAUAUGGGAGCCGUUCUGCAAGAAGAUCUUUUUCCCUUUCUUCUUAGAGAAGCUGACUGUGAUCCACAACAGGAAAACCAAGAAGCAGAAGCAGGAAUUAUUCCGAAAUCUGCCCGACUUCGCCGGGCCGUCGGGAGAGCUGAAGCUGCUGGAGAUCGGCACAGGAUGCGGAGCCAACUUCCAGUUCUACCCUCCGGGCUGCAGAGUCACCUGCAGUGAUGUGAACCCCAACUUCCAGCAGGGCCUUUCCAGGAGCAUGAGCAAGAAUCAGCACAUCCACUACGAGCGCUUCCUCACGGCAGCCGGGGAGGACCUGCACCAGGUGCCCAAUGGCUCCGUGGAUGCUGUUGUCUGCACUUUGGUCCUCUGCUCAGUGCAGAGUGUGAGCAAAACCCUGAAGGAAGUGCAGCGCGUGCUCAGACCGGGAGGCGUUUUUUAUUUCUUGGAGCACGUGGCCGCGAACCCUUCCAGCUGGAAGCUGUUCUGGCAGCAGGUUUGCUACCCGACAUGGAAACUCGUGUUUGAUGGCUGCUGCCUGACCAGGGAGAUAUGGAAGGAUCUGGAAGAGGCCAAUUUCUCGGAGCUGAAACUGCAGCACAUCAGCGUGCCGUUGCCCUGGACUCCCAUUAAGCCGCACAUCAUUGGGUACGGCGUGAAAUGACGUGGAGCUUCGUGCUGCUCACCUCCACAACUCCUGGGCAUGAUCAAAGGGCACAAAGAGCAUCGACUAAUCCUGGCCAAUGAAUGUAGGCAGCGUGGUUGAAAACGGUAAUAAAUGUUUGAUUUGGACGUGAAAUGGAGGAGGAAGGUCAGUUUUGUGAAUAUUUUUAAAUUAAAAGCGCUUUGCUGGGUGUGCAAUAAAGGCUUUGGAACCGUA
This is a messenger RNA of Phasianus colchicus (ring-necked pheasant), 1375 nucleotides long. It is a transcript of the gene TMT1A, whose product is annotated as thiol methyltransferase 1A. Gene Ontology annotation, molecular function: S-adenosylmethionine-dependent methyltransferase activity. The record is from RefSeq and is a predicted model, not a curated record. NCBI's taxonomy places the organism in Eukaryota, Metazoa, Chordata, Aves, Galliformes, Phasianidae.